Lytechinus pictus (painted urchin) is the source of this 2586-nucleotide messenger RNA. Its product is annotated as trichohyalin-like. The coding region runs from base 1 to 2586 and encodes 861 amino acids. The transcript is spliced from 2 exons. The record is from RefSeq and is a predicted model, not a curated record. NCBI's taxonomy places the organism in Eukaryota, Metazoa, Echinodermata, Echinoidea, Temnopleuroida, Toxopneustidae.
AUGAGUGACGAACGAGGAGGAGCAUCAGCAGAAGGAGGAGGAAAGGGAGAGGAGGAACAGCAGCAGCAACAGGAAGGGGAGGAUAAGGGAGAGGAGGAGCAGCAUCAGCAGGAGGAUAAGAGAGAGGAGGAGGAGCAGCAGCAGCAGCAGAAGGAGGAUAAGGAGAAGCAGCAGCAGAAGGAGGAUAAGGGAGGUGAGGAGGAGGAGAAGCAGCAGAAGGAGGAUAAGGAGAAGCAGCAGCAGGAGGAGGAUAGGGGAGAGGAGGAGGAGCAGCAGAAGGAGGAUAAGGGAGAGGAGGAGGAGCAGGAGCAGCAGAAGGAGGAGGAGGGAGAGGAGGAGCAGCAGCAGAAGGGGGAUAAGAGAGAGGAGGAGGAGCAGCAGGAGGAUAAGGGAGAGGAGGAGCAGCAGCAGGAGGAUAAGGGAGCGGAGGAGGAGCAGCAGCAGGAGGAGGAUAAGGAGAAGCAGCAGCAGGCGGAGGAUAAGGGAGAGGAGGAGGAGCAGCAGCAGCAGGAGGAUAAGGGAGAGGAGGAGCAGCAGCAGCAGAAGGAGGAUAAGGGAGAGGAUAAGGAGAAGCAGCAGCAAGAGGGGGAUAAGGGAGAGGAGGAGCAGCAGCAGCAGGAGGAUAAGGGAGAGGAGGAGCAGCAGCAGCAGAAGGAGGAUAAGGGAGAGGAUAAGGAGAAGCAGCAGCAGGAGGAGGAUAAGGGAGAGGGGAAGGAGGAGGAGCUGCAGCAGCAGCAACUGGAAGAGGAGGAGCAGCUGCAGCAGCAGCAGGGGAAAGAGGAUAAGGGAGAAGAUGAUGUGGAGGAGGAGAUAAAGGAGCAGCAGCAACAGCAACAGGGGGAGGAGGCAGAGGAUAAGAAAGAGGUGGAGGAGCAUCAACAGCAGCAGGAUAAGGGAGAGGAGGAGGAGGAGCAGCAGCAGGAGGAUAAGGGGGAGGAGGAGCAGCAGAAGGAGGAUAAGGAGAAGCAGCAGCAAGAGGAGGAUAAGGGAGAGGAGGAGCAGCAGCAGCAGCAGAAGGAGGAUAAGGGAGAGGAUAAGGAGAAACAGCAGCAGGAGGAGGAUAAGGGAGAGGGGAAGGAGGAGGAGGAGCAGCAGCAGCAGCAACAACAGGAAGAGGAGGAGCAGCUGCAGCAGCAGCAGCAGGGGAAAGAGGAUAAGGGAGAAGAUGAUGAUGAGGAGGAGAUAAAGGAGCAGCAGCAGCAGCAACAGGGUGAGGAGGAGGAGGAGGAUAAGAAAGAGGUGGAGGAGCAGCAACAGCAGCAGGAUAAGAGAGAGGAGGAGGAGCAGCAGCAGCAAAAGGAGGAUAAGGAGAAGCAGCAACAGAAGGAGGAUAAGGGAGGUGAGGAGGAGGAGAAGCAGCAGAAGGAGGAUAAGGAUAAGCAGCAGCAGGAGGAGGAUAAGGGAGAUGAGGAGGAGCAGCAGCAGCAGAAGGAGGAUAAGGGAGAGGAGGAGGAGGAGCAGCUGAAGGAGGAGGAGGGAGAGGAGGAGCAGCAGCAGAAGGGGGAUAAGGGAGAGGAGGAGGAGGAGGAGGAGCAGCAGGAGGAUAAGGGAGAGGAGGAGCAGCAGCAGGAGGAUAAGGGAGCGGAGGAGGAGCAGCAGCAGGAGGAGGAUAAGGAGAAGCAGCAGCAGAAGGAGGAUAAGGGAGGUGAGGAGGAGGAGGAGAAGCAGCAGAAGGAGGAUAAGGAGAAGCAGCAGGAGGAGGAGGAUAGGGGAGAGGAGAAGCAGCAGCAGCAGAAGGAGGAUAAGGGAGAGGAGGAGGAGGAGCAGCAGAAGGAGGAGGAGGGAGAGGAGGAGCAGCAGCAGAAGGGGGAUAAGGGAGAGGAGGAGCAGCAGCAGCAGAAGGAGGAUAAGGAGAAGCAGCAGCAGCAGAAGGAGGAUAAGGAGAAGCAGCAGCAAGAGGAGGAUAAAGGAGAGGAGGAGCAGCAGCAGCAGAAGGAGGAUAAGGAGAAGCAGCAGCAGGAGGAGGAUAAGGGAGAGGGGAAGGAGGAGGAGGAGCAGCAGCAGCAACAGGAAGAGGAGGAGCAGCUGCAGCAGCAGCAGGGGAAAGAGGAUAAGGGAGAAGAUGAUGAGGAGGAGGAGAUAAAGGAGCAGCAGCAGCAGCAGCAACAACAGGGUGAGGAGGAGGAGGAUAAGAAAGAGGUGGAGGAGCAGCAACAGCAGCAGGAUAAGGGAGAGGAAGAUGAGGAGGAGGAGCAACAACAGAAUAAAAGAGAGGAGGAGAAGGAGGAGCAGCAUCAGCAGCAAGAGCAACAGGAGGAGGAGGAGGCGGAUGAAGAGGAAGAGAAGGAGGAGGAGGAGGAGGAGGAGGAUGAUAUGAACGACUCAUCUGCCGUAGAGGAACAAUGUGAAGUGAGAAAGCUGGGAGAGGUACAGGUGAAAGAGGAAGUCAAGCGGGGUCAAACCGAGGAGGUUGAGAUGCUGGAAGGGGACAAUCCUAAGGGGCAGAAUCACUGUGAAGAUAAGAAGCAUUGCGAACUUCAACUUGUGGAGGAAGAUAUGGACAGGGAUAGAGAAAAUGACUUGGUCGAGGAACAUCAUACUAAGAGGAGGAAAAAAUGGUGGCAUAAAUUACUAUGCUGUUUCUGA